AAACCCUUGCAAGCAAGAACUAUCUGUGGUGUCUUUUUCUUUGACGAAAAUACCCUAAAACAAUGCCUUUAUUCCCAAAAAGCCCCACCCACUUGCCCAUUCCAUUUGCUUGCUUGCUCUGCAAGUGCAACUUCAAGAACUCCCAACACAAUAAACUAUAUUUACCCACUAAAGAAGUCUUCCCAGAAACUACUGCUUUUGUCUUUUAUAUUUGAAAAUAGCUUUUUUAGCAGAAAUCCUGGGACCUUUCUGUCUCCAUUUUUCUUUUCUUCAUCUUCUGCGGAAGUUUAUGCUUUAUAUCUAGAAAGAGCUAUUAAAGGGAAGAAAAGGAAGAUGGGUAUGGGAACAAGCACUUUUGUGAUCAGAUGGAUCAACUUUCUUACAAUGCUUUUAGCCGUAGCUGUGAUAAUUUUUGGAGUAUGGAUGAGUACUCAUCAUGACGGGUGCCGGAGGUCUCUGACCCUCCCUGUGUUAGGCCUGGGCGGUUUCAUAUUUGUUGUGUCUAUAGUUGGAUUCUUGGGUGCACUGAAGAAGAACUCCAUACUCUUGUGGAUAUAUCUAAUCCUGCUUUUCAUUAUUUUGAUUGCAAUUCUGGUCUUCACAGUAUUGGCGUUCAUUGUAACAAAUAGUGGGUCAGGCCAUACUGUGGCUGGUCUAAGGUACAAGGAGUAUCAACUCAAAGAUUAUAGUUCAUGGUUUCUAAAACAGCUAAACAAUACUAAUAAUUGGAAGCGGUUAAAGACUUGUCUCGUGAAAUCUGAUGACUGUAAUAACCUGGCAAACAAGUACAAGACACUCAAAUCGUACAAGUCUGCAAAACUGACCCCUAUUGAAUCUGGCUGCUGCAGACCACCAUCUGAGUGCGGUUAUCCUGCUGUCAAUGCAUCAUACUAUGACUUGAGUUUCCAUCCAAUUAGUUCCAACAAGGACUGCAAACUUUACAGAAAUUCCCGGUCCAUCAAGUGUUACAAUUGUGCUUCUUGCAAGGCUGGUGUCGCACAAUACAUGAAAACAGAGUGGAGGGUGGUUGCAAUUUUUAACGUGGCUCUUUUUGUCAUCUUGUCGAUUAUAUACUUUGUGGGAUGCUGUGCAAGACGAAAUGCUGCCGGAAAUCACUUGAAAGCUUGAACGAAUGAUUAUCUAUUUUCAGAAACCUAUUGUUGAAAGAGAAGUUACCAAUAGCUGCUGAAUAUUCUCCUGUACCAAUGGGUGGUUUUUGCGAGUUGUUCAGUUCAAAGAUGGUGGGAAGAUCAGCUUGUGGUCAGAGUGUUUUCAUCUGAAGCAUUGAAUACAGUAGUGUGAAAUCAUUUAUUCUUCCAUCACGCUGAUUGUGAAAAGAAAAUGAUCACAUUAUCUCUGUAAUUGAUCGGUCUUUGAGUAUUAUCCUAUUUAAUGUUAUUCUCUAACAUACACAUAAAACCAGGUAGUUUAAAACUAAUCACUAAUCGAUUAUUUUCCCGUUGCAA
This is a messenger RNA of Carica papaya (papaya), 1466 nucleotides long. RefSeq names its product tetraspanin10 (gene TET10). Gene Ontology annotation, cellular component: membrane. Lineage: Eukaryota; Viridiplantae; Streptophyta; Magnoliopsida; Brassicales; Caricaceae. Gene Ontology annotation, biological process: auxin-activated signaling pathway. The record is from RefSeq and is a predicted model, not a curated record.